Messenger RNA from Molossus molossus (Pallas's mastiff bat), 3040 nucleotides. RefSeq names its product RCC1 like (gene RCC1L). Lineage: Eukaryota; Metazoa; Chordata; Mammalia; Chiroptera; Molossidae. The coding region runs from base 124 to 1518 and encodes 464 amino acids. The record is from RefSeq and is a predicted model, not a curated record. The transcript is spliced from 11 exons.
GGCUCACCCCAGCGCCUCUGCCUUCAGCCAGUAGUAAACGUGGUCGCAGGCUCUUCCGCCGGGACGUCGGGUCAAGGGUCGGGCAAGAUGGCGGCGCCCAGGAGCGCGGAGGCGUGAAACAGGAUGGCGCUGGCGGCGCUGGCGGCGCGGGCUCGGCUGGAGCGCCAGCUGAGCGGGCCGGGGCCCGGGCGAGGGCACUGGACGGCGGCUGGGCGAUCGCGGAGCCGGCGCGAGGCGGCAGAGACCGAGGCGGACGCGUCCGUGUUCCAGUAUGUGGGCGAGCGCGCGACUCGCGUCGACCGCAUCUUCGUGUGGGGCUUCAGCUUCUCCGGGGCGCUGGGCGUGCCCACCUUCGUGCUGCCCGCCUCGGGGCCCCAGUCCCGCGCCGGCUCGCGGCCGCGCCGCAGGAUCCAGCCUGUGCCCUACCGCCUGGAGUUGGAUCAAAAGAUUUCAUCAGCUGCUUGUGGCUAUGGGUUCACAUUGCUGUCCUCUAAAACCAAGGAUGUUACAAAAGUCUGGGGUAUGGGACUCAACAAAGAUUCUCAGCUUGGAUUUCACAGGAGCCGGAAAGAUAAAAUGAGGGGAUACGAGUAUGUGUUGGAGCCCUCGCCGGUUCCACUGCCUCUGGACAGACCUCAGGAGACACGGGUGCUACAGGUCUCUUGCGGCAGAGCCCACUCUCUUGUUCUCACAGAUGGCGAAGGAGUCUUCAGCAUGGGAAACAAUUCUUAUGGGCAAUGUGGAAGAAAAGUGGUCGAAAAUGAAAUUUACAGUGAAAGUCACAAAGUCCAUAGAAUGCAGGACUUCGAUGGACAGGUAGUCCAGGUCGCCUGUGGUCAGGACCAUAGUCUGUUCCUAACGGAUAAAGGAGAAGUCUAUUCUUGUGGAUGGGGUGCGGACGGGCAAACAGGUCUGGGUCACUACAAUAUCACCAGCACGCCUACCAAACUGGGUGGAGACCUUGCGGGAGUGAACAUUGUCCAGACUGCCACCUACGGUGAUUGUUGCCUGGCUGUGUCUGCUGAUGGAGACCUCUUCGGUUGGGGCAACUCAGAGUACCUGCAGCUGGCCUCUGUCACGGACUCCACACAGGUGAACGUCCCCCGGUGCUUACCCUUCUCGGGAGUGGGCAAGGUGAAGCAGGCUGCCUGCGGUGGCACAGGCUGUGCUGUGUUAAAUGGAGAAGGACAUGUUUUUGUCUGGGGCUAUGGAAUUCUUGGGAAAGGACCAAACCUACUGGAAACUGCUCUUCCAGAAAUGAUUCCACCCACUCUCUUUGGCUUGAUGGAGUUCAACCCAGAAGUCCAGGUUUCCCGCAUUCGAUGUGGACUCAGCCACUUUGCUGCCCUUACCAACAAAGGAGAGCUGUUUGUAUGGGGCAAGAACAUCCGAGGGUGCCUGGGAAUUGGCCGCCUGGAAGACCAGUAUUUCCCGUGGAGGGUGACGAUGCCUGGGGAGCCCCUGGAUGUGGCGUGUGGUGUGGAUCACAUGGUGACUCUGGCCAAGUCAUUCAUCUGAUUCUCCAGCCUGACCCGCUUAGCCCAGCCCUGGCCUCAGAACCACUUGGACAGCUUAGCAGAGGCAGCCAGUGGGUUCUGAUGGGGCUCAGAGAGGACCAGGGCCCUUCGUGAAGUGUGACACCCUCCUAAAGCCCUUAGGAGGUACACACUGAAGUCCUGGGACAUGGUCCCUGCUCCUGAUGAGACCUGCCGAAUUCAGCACAUAACAGCUGCUUUUACCAGGCUGAGCUGCAGGAAGCUGUGUGGCCCUGGCAGGGUGAGGAUAAUUAGGAUGUCUCAGCUCUUUCCAGGAAACACUGACGGCUUCUGGUGUCACAUCUGGCCCAAGAAACUGGUCUUAGGAAAUCUUCGCUCUCACAGCAUGCAUUUUGUUUGAUCUUGAAAGGAGGCCCUGCAGAACGAAGUGCUCAGGGGGGCUUUUACAGCCCCUUGGAGCACAGCAGAGCUGUUGAUAGGCAUUUGGGUGAGCCCACUGGACUGAGGGACCGGGCCUGGGGUGGUCAUUCGGGUCCCUCUCCCACCCAGCCAUUUCCCGUCAGCUGUCCACAGCCAGCUUGCUGCUGGGACACGUGCCGAGAUGCUUUGCUUGUACUUCUCCCUGGAAAUACCGGUGGGCGCCAGCUCGUCCCCCACGGGCUCUCGGCUGUCACCAGCCGUGGAACCAUUCUCAUUGCCCGACUUGGGAAGUGGAGAAGUCCCCACAGGAAGCAGGUCGGGGCCAGAUUCUUGUGGGCCCAGGGCUCCAAACAUCCCGCAAAAGCUUGGCUGGAGUGCCAGCCUCGGGGAGGAAAGAUCCAGAAAUUGUGAAAAACAUUUGUUAGUAAUGUUAACUCGUCUUAUUCUUGACAAGAAAUACUUUAAAAACCUCUUUUGGAGUAAAGUCUAUUUUCUGUCAUUUUCUUUUUAAGAACUUAGGAGGCCUUUUUCUUUUACCUGAUCAUUUAUAUAGAUUAACUUUCAAAAACUAACUUUCAAAAAAUUAACUUUAUCAAAAGCCUACUACAAGCCAGUGAAAAAGCCGGUAGAAGACAGUGCUACUUGGAAACUCUUCUGAACAGUACUCCCACAGUUCAAUGGGAAGAAAAUCAUGAAGUAUAAAAGUAGCUGGUGAUACGUCACAAACGGCUCAGUCGCCAGCGGCCUGCGCCCCCUCCUUUCCCUCAUUCGACAAGUGCUCACGGCCCCGAUGUGCAGGGCUGCACCCACUGGUCACGUGGCAGCAGAACUUCUUGUGCGUCUCACGAGACUCACAUUUUAGGGGGCGAUGUGGACAAUAAACAAGCAAAGUGCAGAGUGUGUUCGAUAGUUGUGUGGGCCAUGGAAAAAUAGAGCAGAAGGAGAUGGGUGAUGUGACGAGGUCACCGGGCAGGUUGCUGUGACCUGAGGCAGCAAGGACCAGCCACAUGGUGUCUGGGGGUGCGGCCCCAGGCCCCCUUAUCUGGGCUCAUGGUCCACUGUUUGUGGUGGACCAGUUCCUGUGUUACUACAACAACGCUUUUCUAUAAACUUGAAACAAAAUG